Molecule: messenger RNA, 7783 nt
Organism: Pocillopora damicornis (cauliflower coral)
Lineage: Eukaryota; Metazoa; Cnidaria; Anthozoa; Scleractinia; Pocilloporidae
Biological process (GO): muscle attachment; morphogenesis of an epithelium; axon guidance
Cellular component (GO): sarcolemma; dystroglycan complex; dystrophin-associated glycoprotein complex
Molecular function (GO): laminin binding; calcium ion binding
Source: RefSeq, a predicted model, not a curated record
AGAAGAAAGAAAUUUGAAUCGGCCCAUAGUUCGCCGAGUAAUCGGUUCUUGAAAGGACAACCUGGAAAGAAAUCUGUGAUGGAUGUGUAAUCGAAUUGCAAGAAAUUCUGAAGAAAGCGUUAUUGGUAGCUGAUGAGAUUAUCAGUAAGUUAGAAUUUUUGAUGAACAGUGAAGAGGGCUCGGAUCGAACAGCUUUGUUCGAGCCGUUGAUAUUUUGUAAAUGAUAGGGCACUGAUUCUGCAAGUGCAGCCGGAAAAUAUGUUUGCAAAAGCCACUUUUCAAUCAUGGUGAUCUUAUCAAGAAGGCAAGAGUGGAUCAGCUAAAAAAAUUAUUACCUUGGUGUGCAUUAAGCCAAAAAGAGAUAAAAGAUGGAUAAAACAACAUCUUUGUAUUGUCUACCAAUUGAAAGGACGUCUGCAUCGUCCUGUUGGACAUCGAUCCCUCGAUGUUGUUGUAACUGCCCACAGAUGUCUGGAAAUUCAAAUCCACGUGAACAAAACUGCAACAAAAACUUUCUGAAGUGUACUCCUUGGAGAAAAAAAUCACUUAUAAGAUCUACUUCAAGAUGGACUUUUCUGGGAUUAAAUUCGUGUUUGCUAAGACUUUUACUGCUAUUUUGGAGCCUAUCAAACACUGUUGGCAGUGUUUUCAGUGGAAUUAUAUCUGCAAAGGGUAUACCAAGGCUUAGACUGUGGUGGAUAUUACUGAUUGCCAGUUUGUUUGGCACAAUUUUGUUACCAGUUGUAUCAAGUCAAGAAAGUGUACAACCUAAACCAUCUGUGAAAAGCAAAGUGCUGCCUAAUGCGGUUGUCUAUGUUGGAUCUGUAUUUAGUUACAAUAUUUCUGAGGAUGUAUUCGAUUGCAAUGUGAACAGCAUUGUGGUUUCAGAAACAGCAGAUAGAUUUCUCUCACACUGGCUGUCAUAUAGCAGCAACAAGAAACAACUAUAUGGUGUUCCCUCAGAUAAAGAUAAGGGAACUUACAACAUCCUAGUUGUAGCUUUGACAAAGGACACUUCACUGGGCGGCCAUGUUUGUGGGUCACAGUCAUUUUCCAUUGUUGUUAUGUCUAUAAGUGAACAACUGCCAGUAUCAGUUCAUCUCAGCACUACAGGCUUUAGCAGCAAUGAUCACAAACCUGCUCUUGGUUUGUCGUGUCCUCCCAGAAUACAGGCAAUCCUGGGAACAGUGGAGUUGAACAUGGACAUACAAAGCCUUAAUGGGCAUCAGCGUAUGAUGUUAGUGGUUAAAAUGGCUGGCCAUCUCAGUGUGGACUCUAGCAAAUUAGGCUUCUUCUCAGGUGGGAUUUCCAACCCAAUAACACAACAACUAGACAAUCCCACUGUUAUAGCAGCUGGUGUGGGAGACGGUAGAUUUGCCAAAGGCAUAAGGAGUUUCAUAACCUGGAACAUGGCAUGUGGUGCAUUAAAGCUGACAGAUGUAGGUUUUUCAAAACUUGAAACUGCUGCUCAAGAUGGAACCAUUAGCACACUGAUGGGUGUCCCUGUGGUGGGGUGGCAUGUCUUGUCUGGAACUCAAAAAGACAUGGUACGACGCAGAGUUCGAAGACAAGCACAGGGGAUUUUUGCUAUUACCCCUACGCCCUCUGCAUCCAGUACCCCACCCUCAAGAUUGUCAAAUAUGUCCACUUUGGUCAUUGUCUCAAAAACUGUUACUUUAAAAUCUGCAAGCCAGAAUUCCACAACUUUACUUCCAAGUGUUACACCAAACAGAACUGUUACCAAAACCACAAGUGUUAGCAUCAACUCAACAUUGUUCAGUCAGUUAACAAUGAAAAGCAUUCAGUCUUCUACCACUGGCUUUAAUUUGACAGCGUCAAGCCUGCUAGUAAACAAAAGUAUGUCAUCAUCCUCCAGCAUACACUUCAACUUGACAGAAUCAAGUCAGCCACCAAACAAAACUGCUUUUGCAUCAUCUAGUCUAAUUUUCACAUCUUCUAGUGUUAGCAUCUAUCCAACAACUUCAAUUCAGUUUCCAAACAGGACUAUUUUCCCAUCUUAUAGUGUGAGCAUCAAUUUAACAACUUCAAGUAUUUUGCCAAACAGAACUAUAAUCCUAUCUCCAAGUGUAAGUGUUAGCUUGACAACAUCAAGCCAGUUACUCAGUGCCACAGUAUUCAAGUCUUCAAGUGCUGUCAAUAUAAACACCAGCAUAACAAGUAUCUUAACCUCUUCAAAGCUUCUGCUGACACUGAACAGUUCUUCUGCAUCACGUCCAACAAACAUCGUUUCUGCCAAUAGAACAAUAACUAUAUCAGAGAGUCAUACCCCAUCUCUGAAUUCAACAUUUGUCACAAGAACGCUGUCUUUUAUACUUAGUGCUUCUUCACCCAACAAAUCAACCAUUGUAUCAUCACAGAAUAGAUCAAUCUUGAGUUCGCUGACAAUGAUAACACUGAAUACAAGUCAAGCUGUAAUUUCCUCAACUACAGUUCCUUCAGCAUCCCAAGGAAACACUUCCAUAGCAGUGAGAGCAUCUUCACUGACUGCGUCUUUCAACAGAAGCACUUUAGUCACAUCUGUUAGUAUUUCAUCAAGUUUUCCAUCAGUUCUUACUACGCUUCAGUCAACUUUUCCAGCAACAUCCACGGCAAAGUUAAAUUCUUCAAUUCCAAAUGUGUCUUCAUUGACGUUAAUCACUCAAGCAACUGCGUCAGUGACUGUAGUUCCAAGUAGCUUUAUGCCUGUUGCUAACACAUCACUGCUUAUCACAAGUGCAGCCAGUCACACAAGUUUAUCCACUGUGAUAUCCACUACCAGCUCAAAUCUUUCAUCCAUGACAUCAAAGAGUACUUUCUUGGCUUCUUCAUCAAGUUUAAUUUUGCUUCCUCCAAAUACAACUUUGGUUGAAAAUUUAACAUCGUCUGCUAAGACAAGUGCCUUUGUAACAAGCAGCAUGGUAAUCUUGCCAUCAACUCCUCAACCAGGAAACUCCACCGAAUCAAAGGCAACUUCACCAAUGCCAACAUCAUCUUUGUUUACAAGCCUCGUUUCAUCAACAAUGAACAACACUGAGAUAUCAUUGGUCAAAACAAGUUCACUGGUCCCAUCAUUGUCAAGCACAUCUUCAGUGAUGUUGUCCAGUUCUGCAACACAGAUGUUAAGUCCUUCCAUGUUGCUUCUGAGUUCUACAAUAGCCAACCAGACAUCUGGGGUACAAAUCUUCUCAAGCAGUACCUUACAGCCCAAUCUCACUUCCUCAAAAACUGCUGUUCUGCCAUCAUCGAUGUCUUCACCUAUUGUAACAAAUGCAAGUGAGGUGACAUCUGUGAAUGCAACUACCACCAAGAGGACUGCAAUGGUGAAUUCAACAUUUGAAAUCAAUAGGUCAUCGUUUAUCGCCGUAACUACGUCGGCUUUUCCGUUAACAAGGACGAGUGGUACCCGAAGUUUUCCGAGCACCUUCUUCGCUAAUCGUAGUGUUGUCCCUACCAUCACUUCGAAAGGAAUUAAAAAAUCGAGUGUUAACAUUUCGUCCACUCCAAAAAUCACAACAACUGCGUUUGUAUUUAGCACAAUUUCACCAUUGAGCACUUCUCAGUUUACCAGCAUGUUUUCAAGCAUUGAUCUAAGACCGAACUUAACUAGAAUUACAGACUCAGAUUUUUCAUUGUCUGUAAAACGGACCACAAGCUCUGAAGUUCCUGUGAAUUCCACGAUUGCUUCAAGUACUAAAGGAAGUCCUACAGCGGUAUCAAGUGCUGUCACCAAAUCUAUGAACUCAACUCUCUCUGCAACAAGAACGACUUCAUCGGCAAUGUCUGUUGUUACCAGCUCAAGUGGACAUUUUAACGUUAAUUCCUCAUUGAUGCCGUCAGUGUUCUCCAGUGGCAAACCUAUCGUUGGAUCGUCUUCCACGUUGAUGGCAAAUUUAAGCAGUUCAGUUCCUGUGUUGGAUUCAAGUACCGCAUUUUCUGUUGUUUUUACCCCUGCAGACACCUCUGUAAUGAAUUUAACUACAACAGAGAUGUCAACUACCCAAAUCAGCCCUACAACUCUGUCGUCCAUACCCACUUCAAGUUCAGCAUCCUCACUUCUAAAUUCACAAGACCAGACAACUUUGCUUAGCAAAAGUGAUGUUAGUGAGUCCAGCAGAAUCGUGCAAAAUUCGACGACGUUGUUCGGCGCAAGCAGAACUGUUUCGAUGAAUUUCAGUUCUCUUUCGUCGACCUCUUCAUUAAGAAAAUCAACUACUGGAAUUGACAGCACAAUGUCACGAAUGUCCUCUGCCAUAAUUGUGGUAACCUCUACUGUGGUGUCACUACCCUCAAUCACAGUCAUUCCAACUUCUGUCACAAUCCCACCAGCAUCUGCCACAGAAAUACUACCUUCAACUACAGUCAUACCAACUUCUGCAACUGCGAUACCAACCUCCGUUACAGAUACUUUGAUUCUUUCCACGCACGUUACUCGCGGCACGCGUGUAGUGAACUCCAGCAGCAGACUUGACAGUGUUUUCAGCAGGACACCCAGCUCUGUCCAGACGAGUACCGCAGUCACACCCACGCCGGUGUACAGGACAACCAGCAUCUUGGAGACCAGUGGUUCACCCUCUUUCGCGUCACACAAUACAACGAAAAAGACUCUGAGAAGCACUGAAGUGAUAGUGAACUCGUCCUUUACACCCAGUUACUCAAUGGUUGGAUCUCGAAUGACCACUACUAAGUUUUCAUCAGCACAAAUUAACAGCACUUCUGUCACGCAAGUUAAUCUGACAGCUGUUACACAUAGUUAUGUGACACCUGUCACGCAGAGUAAUGCUACAUCUGUCACGCGAUUCAGCAUUCUUCAGAGUAGCAUAUUUGUAGUCACACCUUCCAAGUUUAUUGGAUCGUCGAUAAAAUCUAGAAUUACUUUCUCGGACACAGUGAAAACUUCAUCUAUCACGCAAAUAACUACUUUAAAGUUGAUUCAGAGCAGUAAAACUAGCACUCGAACGCCGGUCAUCACUGAUUCAGGGAUCAGAAUCACGCAAUCGACCGUGGAAAUAGCAGCAUCUUCAAGGAUUCCAACAUUUUCGUCAUCAAGGUUCGAAUCGAUGGCAAAGAAAAGUAGUGUGACCGAUAGUGCCGCCUCACGGAUAGUCAGUAGCGUGACAUCUCUCAUGACAUCAGGUGUGACACUUGAUCGGACGUCUUCUGUUACUAUGCAAACAGAGUUCGCUGUCACGACACUUGUUUCAAAAUCAUCGACAAGGAAAAGUAGCGUGACCGAUACUGCCGGGUCACGGAUAGUGAGUAGCGUGACAUCUCUCAUGACAUCAGGUGUGACACUUGAUCGAACGUCCUCUGUUACUAUGCAAACAGAGUUCGCUGUCGCGACACUUAUUUCAAAAUCAUCGUCAGGAACUCAGAAAAUGUCGUCGGCGAGGUCGAUAGUUAACGUGACAAAAUCCUUGGAUCAGAGCUUUGUGCCACCUUCACGAAGUAUGACCUCAUCUACCUUACGGUCGUCGGUUUUAAGGAGUCUAACAGCCUUUAUAUCUACAAGUAUUUUAACAUCAAGCACCAAAUUCUUGACAGUUGUGACCAAAUCAACCAAAUUAGCAGCCACAUCAUCAUCAUUAUCAUCAUCAUCAACCACUACCACAGAGAAAGGCGCUCUUACAUCAAAGCCCAGCUUAGUUGCUGAGACAAGUACUCCGCACAGAUCUUUUACACUAACGACACUCAAAACAGUAUCCUCGCCAUCCUCUUUAUUAGAUAAAUCUUCCGUUGGAAGCCGCAUUCCGGCUCUCUCGCCUACAGCGGCUUCUUUCUCUUCACGUCCGCUUCCAAGUAGCUCAUCUCUGUCUCCAUCCAACUCGACCCAGACUGCAACACUGCCAGGCACAACUCGGACAAUUAGCGUGUCACCAUCGUCAACCUCUGUUGUCAUACCAACCACUGCCCCGCCCAAUUCACCCCCCGAGGUUAUCAACAACUUGGGCCGGGUGAUAGCCCCCGCAGGUGUGGCAUUACAUUAUACCAUACCCGAAGAUACUUUUUAUGAUCGGGAGGACGGCGCCGACACGCGUAACCUGUCGCUUUCGAUGAAACUUGCGAACGGUUCAUCGAUCCCGGAGGACUUUUGGUUACAGUUUGACAGUGAAAGCCAGACUAUCGACGGAUUACCGCUAGACACGCAUGUACCUGAUGGGAUUAUGGGUCAGGUGCUGGUAGUGUAUGCUCAAGAUAGCCGCGGCGCUGAAGCCUUGGACGCCUUUGAGGUUUUGGUUGUUCCAUCGGAAAAUCCAGUCGUGCAAGAGUUAAACAUCAGAAUUACAAACGAGUUUGUCGAGUUUAGCCGCAACGUAGCUCAGAGGCUUUUACUGUUGAAAAAGAUCGCAUCAUAUUAUGAGGAUGCGGAUGAAUCAAACAUAAGAGUGUUGAGUUUCAAAGCGGGGUCAGUGAUAAUGUCAUGGACGAAUGACUCGUUACCGACAGAGAGAUGCGACGAGGAAAAAUUACAGUACGUUGCGAAUAAGAUACUACUUUCCAAUGGCGAAGUAAGAACGGAAUUUAGGGGGGCUUUAAAAGGCUUUCCAGUGGUGAGUGCGAACGAGGAGCGAAUGGGAGUUUGUAACGGAUCUUACCCCGUCAUAACUAAUGCACCAAUCGACGCAGGCGCACGAACGUCUAGUGAAGAGGGUGACUUGUGGUACAAGCAUGUUCUCGUUGGUGUGCUCAUCGUCCUUAUUUUAAUUGUUCUGGCCGUGCUACUGAUCUGGUACUGUAGGAGACGGAGACCAAAACCUUCUAACGAGAAGCGUACCUUUAAGAAACGCAAACCCAUCAUUCUGGAACCGGAGAUUGAGUUAAAACCAAUUCCUGGGAAACCACUUGUUCUACCGGAUGAUUCCCCGAGUUUCCCGCCAUCAUAUAUUUCGGAAACCUCGCUUGAUAAGCCUGUUUCUUCCGAUGAAGAUGACGAAGAGGAUUAUGGGAAAGGUAGCCCUGGUGUUAGGUACGAGCCUCCCCCGCCUUUUUAUGGAGUCCUCGAUGACGAAGAUCCUCGGAACACUCCUCCGCCGGCCUACCAGCUACCCCCAAUGUUUUGAAGAUUUUAGUUGCCACAUGACACGAGUAAACUGGCGUUUUUUUUAGCAGACUUCUGAAACUAGGCACAAACUUUUGCAGCUAAUUUGCUCUCGUAUCUUGUCCUACCUGCUCUCUAGAACAGAAAAAGGCGCAAAACUACUUCUCUGAGGUACUUCGAGAUAAGGCGGUUAACGGGUCAAAUCUCAAACGUUUGUUGCAGUUAAAGCUGAAUUUAGCGUGGGAAAAAGGACAUCUUAAUUUUUAUUUUAAGGACAACUAUUUUUAAGUUCAAUAACUUAUGAUUUAAAUGUUCAACGAGAGUUCAGUUUUACAUAAAUUUAGGAGAAUUUCUGAGAUCUUUUUUACAAUUGUAAAUUUAUCGUCGAUCCAAAUUUUAUGUUUUCGAAACUUUUAGUCACGACCAGGAUGUUGAAGAUACUAAUCGGUAUUCAAACUGAUACUUCAGUGAAAAAAUGCCAAGUUACUUCUCUUGCUGAGAAUGAAAAUGAGAUGAACCAUGGGCAGUGAAUGUUUUAUUUUGAUAUUUGAACAUUUCAACAAGAACGAAUCUGAAAGAAGUGUAAGCAACACUGAUAAUCUCAUUCUGUAAAUAAUAGCGCCGAAAAUUUUUAGAACUUUGAUGCAGUAGAUAAUAUGUCAAUUUGUACAAAUUUUUGUUCUUAGCUCAUACGGCUGUAAGAUAGCCAGGACUUGAAAAAGAAAUGAAAAUUAGUGAAACCAUCAA